UGGAACUGAGUAGCCUUCAUUGAAUCUGCGGCUCUCAUGACGUCUCCCUGCGUGGUCCACCACUUUGCUCCUAACCCAGGAAUAUUUUUUUUCUGUCACUCUUGCCUUUUCCCCCUUCCUUCCUCCGGGUCGCCCUCCCCCGUGCCUGCCCAAACGCACACCCUUCCGCCCCUCCUUCGGUCCCAGCGCCCAGCCCUCCGCUCCACUCUCGGCCAAAGGGAGCCAGUCUGAAGACGGCCGCACCUGGCUGGAGAGGUUGGCGGGCGGAGGGUGGGGAUCCGCGGGAACCCGCAAGCUGGAGCCGGAGCUGGAUGGACCGCGAGAAUGGAGUCUCCUAACAGCCUCCCGGGGCUGAUGUGAAGUCGGACCAUCUGCUUCCAGUUUUUCGUUUCCUUCUCGUUUUUGUAUUUCCUGCCCUCGCCAUCCAUCGUGGAGUGAAUGAUUAAAUCUUGCUCCGCUCAAGAGAGACCAUGAUUGAGUGAGACCACCCUGUCCGCAACCAGGAAAAGCACAAACAAGAAAUGACAGCGAUGGCCAAGUUGACAGAAUCCAUGACUAAUGUCCUGGAGGGGGACUCCAUGGAUCAGGAUGUGGAGAGCCCCGUGGCCAUUCACCAGCCAAAGUUGCCUAAGCAGGCCAGGGACGACCUGCCCAGACACAUCAGCAGGGACCGGACCAAAAGGAAGAUCCAGAGGUACGUGAGGAAAGACGGAAAGUGCAACGUCCAUCACGGGAACGUGAGGGAGACCUACCGCUACCUGACGGACAUCUUCACCACCCUGGUGGACCUCAAGUGGAGAUUCAACCUGCUGAUCUUCGUCAUGGUUUACACAGUGACGUGGCUCUUUUUUGGAAUGAUCUGGUGGCUGAUCGCGUACAUCCGAGGAGAUAUGGACCACAUAGAGGACCCCUCGUGGACUCCCUGUGUCACCAACCUCAACGGGUUCGUCUCUGCUUUUUUAUUCUCCAUAGAGACAGAAACCACCAUCGGCUAUGGCUACCGGGUCAUCACAGAUAAGUGCCCGGAGGGAAUUAUUCUCCUCCUAAUCCAAUCUGUGUUGGGGUCCAUUGUCAACGCAUUCAUGGUGGGAUGCAUGUUUGUAAAAAUAUCUCAGCCCAAGAAGAGGGCAGAGACCCUGGUCUUUUCCACCCACGCGGUGAUCUCCAUGCGGGACGGGAAACUGUGCCUCAUGUUCCGGGUGGGGGACCUGAGGAACUCCCACAUCGUGGAGGCCUCCAUCAGAGCCAAGCUGAUCAAAUCCAAACAGACGUCAGAGGGGGAGUUCAUUCCCCUGAACCAGACGGACAUCAACGUGGGGUACUACACAGGGGAUGACCGGCUAUUUCUGGUGUCACCGCUGAUCAUCAGCCACGAAAUUAACCAACAGAGCCCUUUCUGGGAGAUCUCCAAAGCCCAGCUGCCCAAGGAGGAACUGGAGAUUGUGGUCAUCCUGGAGGGGAUGGUGGAAGCCACAGGGAUGACGUGCCAAGCCCGAAGCUCCUACAUCACCAGUGAGAUCCUGUGGGGUUACCGGUUCACGCCCGUCCUGACGCUGGAGGACGGCUUCUACGAAGUUGACUACAACAGCUUCCACGAGACCUACGAGACCAGCACCCCGUCCCUUAGUGCCAAAGAGCUGGCCGAGCUGGCCAGCAGGGCAGAGAUGCCCCUGAGUUGGUCUGUGUCCAGCAAACUCAACCAACAUGCAGAACUGGAGACUGAGGAGGAAGAGAAAAAUCAGGAAGAGCAAACAGAAAGGAAUGGUGACGUGGCAAAUCUAGAGAAUGAGUCCAAAGUUUAGCGCCUGGCUGGGCCCCCCUCCCUCCUGCCCCAGACGUGGCCUUUCCUCGUCACUCAUCCUCUUUCUUUUGGUCUCUCUGGCUUUGUUCUUUAUACUUAAUUUUGACAUCACCAGAAAACAAGUCUUCAAGGUGUAAAAUCCCUACCUGCCCUCUCUCAGCUGUUCAGAUUGACAAGGUAGACCAGAUGGUUAAGGAGCCGUGGGCCCACAUUUGUGGCCCAAGUUUGAUCUCUUCUCAAAAUACCCACCUCCAACUCCUAGAGAUUUGAGCUGCUAACCUGCAUGUGUCGAACAAUACCAGAUCACUCUAAAGGGAGUGUCCAAGAUUUUACCUGGGAUGUGACGAGCGAGGUCUCCGGUGCCUAUCUACCGCGCAGCGAGUCAUAGGGUACAGCCCUGAGUUUUAUAGAUCCCACACAUUUCAUCUGCUACAGGGUAAGGUGCUUGCCCGUGCGGGCACUGCAGGUAUAGGACCCAGGUGAGCUAAAGACUAACCACUGUACAUAUAUAUGCCUUAUGUAAUUUUUUCUUUUGGCAAUUAGUAAUAAAGCCCAGCAUGUACAAAAGUACUGUAGAACAGAACUUCUAUUAAAUCAUGUAUAUAGAUGUAUCAUUAAUGUAGUUUUAGAUAUCUAACUUUAGAAAUAAGAAG
Messenger RNA from Marmota flaviventris (yellow-bellied marmot), 2454 nucleotides. RefSeq names its product potassium inwardly rectifying channel subfamily J member 6 (gene Kcnj6). Gene Ontology annotation, molecular function: G-protein activated inward rectifier potassium channel activity. Gene Ontology annotation, biological process: potassium ion import across plasma membrane; regulation of monoatomic ion transmembrane transport. Lineage: Eukaryota; Metazoa; Chordata; Mammalia; Rodentia; Sciuridae. Gene Ontology annotation, cellular component: plasma membrane. The record is from RefSeq and is a predicted model, not a curated record.